Molecule: messenger RNA, 1397 nt
Organism: Scatophagus argus
Lineage: Eukaryota; Metazoa; Chordata; Actinopteri; Scatophagidae
Product: cadherin-18-like
Exons: 8
Coding region: 105-1397 (430 amino acids)
Biological process (GO): homophilic cell-cell adhesion; adherens junction organization; calcium-dependent cell-cell adhesion
Cellular component (GO): catenin complex; plasma membrane; adherens junction
Molecular function (GO): calcium ion binding; cadherin binding
Source: RefSeq, a predicted model, not a curated record
CUGAACGCAAACAAUGUUUUUCCACAUAUAGCUUCAUUAGGUUUGCUCUAGUACUCAUAUAUUUUUCUGUCUUCAUCUGUGCCUUAGGUGUUAUCCGUACAGCAAUGUCCAAUAUGGACCGUGAGACCAGGGACCACUAUUCUGUGGUAAUCCAAGCCAAGGACAUGGCGGGCUCGGUCGGAGGACUAUCUGGUUCUACUACCGUCAACAUCACCCUCACUGAUGUCAAUGACAACCCUCCAAAGUUUUCACAGAAGAGCUACCAGCUGUAUGUACCAGAACUGGCUCCAGUAGGAAAGGCAGUGGGUCGGAUCAGAGCCAGUGAUGAAGAUGAAGGGCAGAAUGCUGAGAUGACCUACAGUAUCACUAAUGCAGAUGCAGCUUCCAUCUUCACCAUCACCACUGAUACUGAGCACAGGGAGGGAAUCAUUUCCCUCAAGCAGCCCCUGAACUAUGAGAAGAGAAAAGUUCACACCCUCAACAUUGAAGGUUCCAACACUUACACAGACUCCCACUUCUCCCACCUGGGGCCGUUUAAGGAUUCCACAUCGCUGCGAGUCAUUGUUGGUGAUGUGGAUGAGCCUCCUAUCUUCUCCAUGGACUACUACAUAAUGGACGUGUAUGAAAACUCACCUGCCGGAACCCAGGUUGGAGCUGUUACUGCCGUAGACCCUGAUAGCACCAACAGCGUUGUCAGGUACUUCAUAGAAAACGAAGAGGAAAGGCCUUUGUAUUUCACCAUUGGGGUGAAUAGUGGCAUCAUCAGGACUUCUCAGGUUCUGGACAGGGAGGAAAUAGCAUGGCAUAACAUAACUGUGAUGGCUGCAGAGGUUGAUAACCCUCGUAUGGUGAGUCAUGUCCCAGUCACCAUCCAGGUCCUGGAUGUCAAUGACAACAUUCCAGCAAUCUUUGGAGGCAACAAUGCCAUCAUAGUGUGUGAGAACACCAAAAAUGGACAGGUAAUUCAGACAAUCAGAGCAGCAGAUCUGGACAACUUUGCAAAUGGGAAGUUUUCCUUCUAUGUGCCCGCUGAGUAUCCAGUCAAUCCGAAUUUUACCUUGAAGGACAACAGAGACAACACUGCCAGUAUAGUAUCUCGUCGGCAUGAAGGCUUCAGCAAGGACAGAGACCAGGAGUUCUUCAGCCUCAUGCUGGUGGUGGCUGAUGGUGGCGAGCCUCCUCUGAGCAGCACUGCUACACUCUCCCUCAGAGUCUGUGUGUGUCAGAGGAACGCAAGGGGGCGUAACAGCAACAAUGUCUGUCAGGCCCAGGCUUUCUUGUCUUCAGCUGGCCUCAGCACUGGCGCUUUUGUGGCCAUACUUCUGUGUAUUGUCAUAUUACUUGCCCUGCGAUCUGUUGGAGACUGGUCUGGGGUGUACCCCACCUCUCGCCCGUAG